GUUUAGUUAUUCGCCAAAACCAAAAACCAAUUCAUUGAGCAGCCUGCAACCACCAAAUAUGUUUAUGUUUUCCCCUCCUAUCCAUCACUCCUUCCUCUCUCUUUGCUUGAUCUUUUCCAUCUUCUCCUUCAUUGCUCAAGCUUCUGUUCCUCCCUCUGCAACUUUCAAAUACAUCAAUGAAGGAGAAUUUGGCGAGUACAUUGUAGAGUAUGAUGCGAAUUACCGUGUCCUGGACCCCUUUGCACAGCCAUUCCAACUUUGCUUUUACAAUACUACUCCUAAUGCCUUUACUCUUGCUCUCCGUAUGGGUACUGUGAGGUCUACAUCACGCAUGCGCUGGGUUUGGGAAGCCAACCGUGGCAACCCAGUUCGCGAAAAUGCCACCCUCACUUUUGGAACUGAUGGAAAUCUUGUCUUGGCCGAUGCCGAUGGCCGGAUUGCUUGGCAAACCAACACCGCCAAUAAAGGUGUAGUUGGUUUCAAGUUACUCUCAAAUGGCAACAUGGUCCUUCAUGAUUCAAAGGGCAAGUUCAUUUGGCAAAGUUUUGAUUAUCCAACUGAUACCCUUCUAGUAGGUCAGUCUCUUAAGCUUGGGGCUGCAACCAAGCUUGUGAGCCGAGCUAGUGCAAAGCAAAACGUGAAUGGUCCAUAUAGUUUGGUGAUGGAGGAGAACACUCUUGCUAUGUAUUAUAAGAGCCCGAAUACCCCAAAACCAUUGCUUUACUUUUCAUUUUCCGAUUUGUUUUCUGUAGCGAAUGGUCGUUUGGACCAUAUAACAUUUGAGUCAGGCUUAACGCUAGCAUUUGAAGGGGGCAGUCUUACUUUGAGAAGGCCGAAAUAUAACACCACAUUAUCCUACCUUCGAUUGGAGAUAGAUGGGAACUUCAGAAUCCACACCUACGAAGAUAAUGCAGAUAUUAGUGCUUGGGAAGUGACCUACACUCUUUUCUCAAGAGACUCAUGGGAAACCGAAUGCCAAUUGCCUGAAAGGUGUGGAAACUUUGGUCUCUGCGAGAGCGAUCAAUGUGUAGCUUGUCCAUCGCCAAAAGGAUUGUUGGGUUGGAGUAACAAUUGCCAACCAGCAAAAGUAUCUUCAUGCGGGGUGAAAGAUUUUGUCUACUAUAAACUCGAAGGUGCUGACCAUUUCAGUUCCAAGUACACUGUCGGAGAAGGACCCAUGAAGCAGGGUGCUUGUAGCGACAAAUGUACCAAGGAUUGCAAGUGUUUGGGAUAUUUCUACCACACGCAGUCAUCCAGGUGUUGGGUUGCCUAUGAUCUCAUGACACUCACAAAAGUUGCCAACUCCACUCAUUUGGCCUAUAUAAAAUUACCAAAAUAAGAAAUUAGAUAACUAGAGUUUGGGUUUUUUUUUUCUUAUUAAACUCUUCAUAUAUCAGCAAUAAUAAAGAGAGUGUAUGUAUUACAGAAAGAGGGGUAAUUUAGUAAUUACUCUCUGCUUCUUUCUGGUUUCACCAAGUAUGUUAUUCUUAAGCAAUAAAUUAGACUUCGUUUUCAA
Molecule: messenger RNA, 1516 nt
Organism: Ricinus communis (castor bean)
Lineage: Eukaryota; Viridiplantae; Streptophyta; Magnoliopsida; Malpighiales; Euphorbiaceae
Product: epidermis-specific secreted glycoprotein EP1
Exons: 1
Coding region: 59-1339 (426 amino acids)
Biological process (GO): recognition of pollen
Source: RefSeq, a predicted model, not a curated record